Molecule: messenger RNA, 620 nt
Organism: Andrographis paniculata
Lineage: Eukaryota; Viridiplantae; Streptophyta; Magnoliopsida; Lamiales; Acanthaceae
Exons: 1
Coding region: 52-474 (140 amino acids)
Source: RefSeq, a predicted model, not a curated record
CUUAACCAAUUAACAAGAUUCAAUCGAUCUAUCCCGGCAAGUUACCCGACUAUGGCUUCUUCCGACCAACUCAAAGAAGGCGGGACCGUGAAGAAAGGCCACGACGACGGCCUCAAAAUGGCGCUGUCCCUCCUCGAAGAGUUCGACCUCCCCGGCGGGCUCCUCCCGCUGGCGGACGUGGUGGAGGUCGGGUUCGUGCGGAGCACCGGGUACAUGUGGAUCGCGCAGAAGAAGAAGAUCGAGCACCAUUUCAAGAUGAUCGGGAAGCUGGUGAGCUACGACUCGGAGAUCACGGGGUACGUGCAGAAGAAGAGGAUCAAGAAGCUCAAGGGAGUCAAGGCCAAGGAGCUGAUGCUGUGGCCGCCGGUGAGCGAGAUCAUCCUCGACGACCCGCCCACCGGAAAGCUUCAUUUCAAGAGCCUUGCCGGGAUCACCAAGACCUUCCCCGUCGAGGCCUUUGCUCCCGGCCAGUGAAUCCAUCAUAUAUGUUGUUGUGCUCUUUUUGAAUUGCGUCUUUUGAUGAUUUGACAUCUACUACUACUACCUUACUUAGUUAUAUAGUUAAUUAGUUGUGUUUUGCCCACAACGUUCGACGUAUGAUGGAUGUAAUGAAUAAUCAC